Messenger RNA from Carica papaya (papaya), 847 nucleotides. Its product is annotated as spindle assembly checkpoint component. NCBI's taxonomy places the organism in Eukaryota, Viridiplantae, Streptophyta, Magnoliopsida, Brassicales, Caricaceae. The record is from RefSeq and is a predicted model, not a curated record.
GGUUAAUGGGGGGAACUGAUACACAGAAGCAACUCCUGUCUCUGAUCCGUGACUUUGUCUCUGAAAAGUCUCGGGGAGAAAGAAGAUUGAUUGGUUUAAAGAAGCGAAUUGAGGAACUCCAAUCUGAGGUAGAUGUAGCGAAUGGACAGCUUGAAGAUUCCAAGCACUUGAAAGAAGCAACUGAGCAGAAGCUUAAAGGCUAUGAAGUUGAGCUGGCUCUGAAUGAAGCUUCAACUCAAGCUCUAGAGGCUAGGAUUUCCCUUAUUCGAAGUCAGAUUUCCACAGUUGGAGAUAAAGUUGAGGCUCUUAAGAAUGAAGAGCAAACAUUGAGCGAUCGAUUUAUUGGACAAAUGUUUGAAUUGAAUGCCAAGAUAAGGAAAUUCCGAGAAACAAUAGGUUGUAGUUUUCAGAAAGAGAACGGCACUGGGACUGCAGCAGAAGAAAGGAAAAAAAUUUCUACGAUAAAUGAGACUGAAAUUACUUCAAGAAACCUUGAGGAUAUGCUUGCGCAAGUACUUUCUCAAAUAGCUAAGGCGGAAGAAGAGUAUCUGGUAGGACAAGAUACUCAAAAGCAGGUCCAGCUGGAGUUGACCGAGUAUGAAAGGAAUGUGUCGAUGAUGGAAGUGAUAAUGAAAGAAACAAGGGAAUUGCAAGAUCUAACAAGAUAUCCUUAUAAUUUUUUUCAGUAUACUAAAUGAUAACUGUUAAUUCAUGACUUGUGCAUAGAUUUUUUGGAAUAACAAAGGAAGCACAAGAUGGAAAAUAAGCAAGAAAAAAAGUAAAGCGAAUGGUUCACAAGUGAUUUUUGGUUAUUUAUACAAACCAAGAAUCCAUGUCAAUAUUGAAG